Molecule: messenger RNA, 2086 nt
Organism: Onychostoma macrolepis
Lineage: Eukaryota; Metazoa; Chordata; Actinopteri; Cypriniformes; Cyprinidae
Gene: irf2bp2a
Product: interferon regulatory factor 2 binding protein 2a
Exons: 2
Coding region: 208-1674 (488 amino acids)
Biological process (GO): regulation of transcription by RNA polymerase II
Cellular component (GO): nucleus
Molecular function (GO): transcription corepressor activity
Source: RefSeq, a predicted model, not a curated record
CGUCACUGCUCCACAUUGAGCCCCAGUCUGGACGCGGUUGUAGUGAGUGAGAGAGAGCGAGCGAGCGAGCGUCGUAGUAAAGCGCACACUACUAUGAAGUUCUGUUUGUAACUCAAUUAUUACUCGAGAGGAGACUACCUCGUUUUCCCGCGAACAUUUCUGACAGGAUUGUGCUGUACUUCGGAGGGUUUUCCACCUAAAAGAGCGAUGUCGUCUGCGGCGGUUGCUGCUUCGAGGAGGCAGUCGUGUUAUUUAUGCGACUUGCCCCGCAUGCCGUGGGCUAUGAUCUGGGAUUUUACCGAGCCCGUUUGCAGGGGAUGCGUGAACUACGAAGGAGCAGACAGGAUCGAGUUUGUCAUUGAAACCGCGCGGCAGCUCAAAAGAGCCCAUGGAUUUCAGGACGGCAGACCGGCGGCGAAACAGUUAUCGGGGAAAGAGAUCCAGGCGUUGAAUCACGCGUCUGGAGACCCGGUUUCGCGUCCGCCGCAGCCCUUGGACCGUUACCCGCUGUCCUCGGAGCGUCCACCCAGACUGGGACCGGAAUACCAGUCUGCGAGGCAGGCGAACGGCAUCCCGGUCCCGAACGGAUUCUCAAAACCGGACGAUCCUCCAGAGCUCAACCGGCAGAGUCCAAACCCGCGCAGGACUAGCGGCGUGCCGCCCAAUUUAGUGCCUCUGGUGAACGGCAGCAUGGUUCACGCGAUCAACGGCAGACCCGGUCUCAGCCCCGCCGAUCUCGGCGGGAACAAGCGGCCAGCCUCGGUCUCCAGCACCGAGCACGACAAGGACAAGCUCAGACCGGACAGCCUGACACCGGAGAUCAGCGACAGCCACAAAACUCGCGCAGACGACUGGAUCAAGAACAAAACGUCCCGGGAUUUAAUGGCGCUCAACGCGUUCGACAACAGAUUUAAGAAGGAGCACAUGCAGCAGAGAGUCAUGUACGAAACUAACGCUCCUGCGUCCAAAUCAGAUCGAGGCAAACAUCCCAAGAAUCUGAAGAGAAAAGCCUCGCCGGAGCCGGACGGGGAGGGUGGCACCGCCGCCAAGAUUAACGGAGACGGACAGCAGUGGCUCCCGGCGGGAGACGGAUUGAAAAUGCCCCCAGUGCCACCGCCCAGCUUCUCCUCCCCGCCCUCCACGAUAUCCCCUCACCCUCGCACCACCCCGCCGGAGGCCUCCGGCCAGAACGGAAGUUCGCCCAUCGCGGCGCUCAUUCUGGCCGCGGACAACGCUGGAGGAAACAGCUCGCCCAAGGACGCCAACCAGGUGCACUCGACCACGCGCAGAAACAGCAGCAGCCCGCUUUCUCCCAACCAGCGGCGGCUGGCGCAGGGCACCGUGACCCCUCACGUUCCGGGCAUGGAUCCGGUGCAUCCGCAGAGCAUCCCAGACUCCUCGGUUCCCAGCAGCAUCCCACUGUGCUGCACGCUUUGCCACGAGAGGCUGGAGGACACACACUUUGUGCAGUGCCCUUCGGUGGCGUCUCACAAGUUCUGCUUCCCUUGCUCCCGGGAGAGCAUCAAACAGCAGGGCGCGACCGGAGAAGUGUACUGUCCGAGCGGCGAGAAAUGCCCCCUGGUGGGCUCCAACGUACCGUGGGCUUUCAUGCAAGGUGAAAUAGCCACCAUUCUGGCAGGAGACGUCAAAGUAAAAAAGGAGAGAGACACUUGAUUGCGCUUUCUUUUUUUUUCUUUUUUUUUGAAAAUAUUCUGGUCUAUAUAAAUAUAUAAAUAUGAAUAUCCCAUGCAUACCAUCCAGACAGAAACUAACGGACUUGUAUAUAAUGGACAUGAGGGACAUGCAUACUUGGUAAACAUUGCUGUACAUUUUUUUGAUUUUUGAAUACAUUGUGUUUCUAUAUUUUUUGAAGAUAAAAGGUAUGUACUCAUUAUAACGGACUACGUUCUUUGUCGAUGUUUAACGAUUUCUUGAUGUACUUUUAGGUAUGGUGGCAGUUCCUGUUAAACGUAGAAUGUGACUAAUGCAACUCUACGAGCACUUGGCAAACAUUGGAAAACGCUUCUAGCUGUACUUGUAUGCACUUGUUUAAAAUUGCCAAAUACAUUUUCUGAUCUUGUAUUAA